Molecule: messenger RNA, 973 nt
Organism: Leguminivora glycinivorella
Lineage: Eukaryota; Metazoa; Arthropoda; Insecta; Lepidoptera; Tortricidae
Product: glutathione S-transferase 2-like
Exons: 6
Coding region: 163-777 (204 amino acids)
Biological process (GO): glutathione metabolic process
Molecular function (GO): glutathione transferase activity
Source: RefSeq, a predicted model, not a curated record
GGAUAUGUGACGUCAUAAUAAUUUUACCUACGCUAUCUAGUGAUGACCGGUGAUCUGUUUAUCAUCCACGUAAUAUAUUAAGCCAUUCGUUUAGCCUUGAGCGUCAGUCGUUCGCUUCUCUCGCGCCGGCCGGUCAUCUAACCUAACCUAAAAAUAGCCAAAAUGCCCCAGACGGAGUUCUACUACUUCCCCUUGAAGGCCCUGGGCGAGCCCAUCCGCAUGCUGCUGGCGUAUGGAGGCGAGGACUGGAAGGACAACAGGAUCUCCUCUGAAGACUGGCCCGCCUUCAAACCUAAAACCCCGUUCGGGCAGAUGCCCCUGCUGGUGGUCGGCGACAAGCAAUACGCUCAAAGCAUCCCCAUCGCGCGCUACCUCGGCCGCAAGCACGGCCUCGCCGGCGCCGACCUUGAGGAGGACUUCUUGAUCGAUCAGCACGUCGAGUUCCUCAACGACAUCAGAGCCAAGGCCGCGUUAGUGCACUACGAGCAAGACCCGGCGGCGAAGGCCAAGAAGCACGAGGACUUCUCCAAGAACCUGUACCCCGGCAUGCUGGCCAAGCUCGACCAGAUCCUCAAGGAGAACAACGGACACCUCGCGCUUGGAAAACUGACCUGGGGAGACUUCGUGUUCGCCGGCAUCUACCCGUACCUCAAGGCGAUGCUGCAGGCCCCCGACCUCGACGAGCGCUACCCGGCCUUCAAGAAGCUCGAGCAGACCGUCUACUCCAUCCCCAAGGUCAAGGCCUAUGCUGACGCCGCGCCCAAGACCGACCUCUAAAAUCUAAACAUACAGUACUAUAUAUCCUAUAAAAGUAUCACGUGAAAGAAGAUAUUCGAUCAGACCACAGGGUACGGUCAACCAAUUGGUACCCUAGGCCACUCUAGGACUAUGUCAUCUUCUUCCUUGCGUUAUCCCGGCAUUUGCCACGGCUCAUGGGAGCCUGAGGUCCGCUUUGACAACUAAUCCUAAGAUU